This is a messenger RNA of Neomonachus schauinslandi (Hawaiian monk seal), 2418 nucleotides long. It is a transcript of the gene TP63, whose product is annotated as tumor protein p63. NCBI's taxonomy places the organism in Eukaryota, Metazoa, Chordata, Mammalia, Carnivora, Phocidae. Gene Ontology annotation, biological process: apoptotic process; protein tetramerization; regulation of transcription by RNA polymerase II. The transcript is spliced from 14 exons. Gene Ontology annotation, molecular function: protein binding; DNA-binding transcription factor activity, RNA polymerase II-specific; RNA polymerase II cis-regulatory region sequence-specific DNA binding. Gene Ontology annotation, cellular component: nucleus. The coding region runs from base 1 to 2043 and encodes 680 amino acids. The record is from RefSeq and is a predicted model, not a curated record.
AUGAAUUGUGAAACUUCACGGUGUGCAACCCUACAGUACUGUCCUGACCCAUACAUCCAGCGGUUUGUAGAAACCCCAGCUCAUUUCUCUUGGAAAGAAAGUUAUUACCGAUCCACUAUGUCCCAGAGCACACAGACAAGUGAAUUCCUCAGUCCAGAGGUCUUCCAACAUAUCUGGGAUUUUCUGGAACAGCCCAUAUGUUCAGUUCAGCCCAUUGACUUGAACUUUGUGGAUGAACCAUCAGAAAAUGGUGCAAGAAACAAGAUUGAGAUUAGCAUGGACUGUAUCCGCAUGCAGGAUUCGGACCUCAGUGACCCCAUGUGGCCACAGUACACGAACCUGGGGCUCCUGAACAGCAUGGACCAGCAGAUUCAGAACGGCUCCUCGUCCACCAGCCCCUACAACACAGACCACGCGCAGAACAGCGUCACGGCGCCAUCGCCCUACGCGCAGCCCAGCUCCACCUUCGACGCCCUCUCUCCGUCCCCCGCCAUCCCCUCCAACACCGACUACCCGGGCCCGCACAGCUUCGACGUGUCCUUCCAGCAGUCCAGCACUGCCAAGUCGGCCACCUGGACGUAUUCCACUGAACUGAAGAAACUGUACUGCCAAAUUGCAAAGACAUGUCCCAUCCAGAUCAAGGUGAUGACCCCACCUCCGCAGGGUGCUGUCAUCCGUGCCAUGCCUGUCUACAAGAAAGCUGAACAUGUCACCGAGGUGGUGAAACGAUGCCCCAACCACGAGCUGAGCCGUGAAUUCAAUGAGGGACAGAUUGCUCCUCCUAGUCAUUUGAUUCGAGUAGAAGGGAACAGCCAUGCCCAGUAUGUAGAAGACCCCAUCACAGGAAGACAGAGUGUGUUGGUACCUUAUGAGCCACCCCAGGUUGGCACUGAAUUCACGACAGUCCUGUACAAUUUCAUGUGUAACAGCAGUUGUGUUGGAGGGAUGAACCGCCGUCCAAUUUUAAUCAUUGUUACUCUGGAAACCAGAGAUGGGCAAGUCCUGGGCCGACGCUGCUUUGAGGCCCGGAUCUGUGCCUGCCCAGGGAGAGACCGGAAGGCGGAUGAAGACAGCAUCAGGAAGCAGCAGGUGACGGACAGCGCAAAGAACGGUGAUGGUACGAAGCGCCCUUUUCGUCAGAACACGCAUGGCAUCCAGAUGACAUCCAUUAAGAAACGGAGGUCCCCAGAUGAUGAGCUGUUAUACUUACCAGUGAGGGGCCGCGAGACCUAUGAAAUGCUGCUGAAGAUCAAGGAGUCCCUGGAGCUCAUGCAGUACCUGCCUCAGCACACGAUCGAGACUUACAGGCAGCAGCAGCAGCAGCAGCACCAGCAUUUACUUCAGAAACAGACCUCGAUGCAGUCUCAGUCUACAUACGGUAACAGCUCCCCACCUCUGAACAAAAUGAACAGCAUGAACAAGCUGCCUUCCGUGAGCCAGCUUAUCAACCCUCAGCAGCGCAAUGCCCUCACCCCCACCACCAUUCCUGACGGCAUGGGAGCCAACAUUCCUAUGAUGGGCACCCACAUGCCAAUGGCUGGAGACAUGAAUGGACUCAGCCCCACCCAGGCCCUCCCUCCCCCACUCUCCAUGCCAUCCACCUCCCACUGUACUCCCCCACCUCCGUACCCCACAGAUUGCAGCCUUGUCAGUUUCUUAGCGAGGUUGGGCUGUUCAUCAUGUCUGGACUAUUUCACGACCCAGGGGCUGACCACCAUCUAUCAGAUUGAGCAUUACUCCAUGGAUGAUUUGGCAAGUCUAAAAAUCCCUGAGCAAUUCCGACAUGCCAUCUGGAAGGGCAUCCUGGACCACCGGCAGCUGCACGACUUCUCCUCCCCUCCUCACCUCCUGCGGACCCCCAGUGGUGCCUCUACAGUCAGCGUGGGCUCCAGCGAGACCCGGGGCGAGCGCGUUAUUGAUGCCGUGCGCUUCACCCUGCGCCAGACCAUCUCCUUCCCGCCCCGCGAUGAGUGGAACGACUUCAACUUUGACAUGGAUGCUCGUCGCAACAAGCAACAGCGCAUCAAAGAAGAGGGAGAGUGAGCACUACUGUGUGAAUGCCUCCCAUCCUCUCCCCAUCUGUCUGCAUCCCUACAAGGCACUAGUGCUUGACCUUCAAAGUGUCCCCUUUAGCUCCUUUCCUUCCUCUUCUCAGUCUGGCUUUUUAAGGGAAGAAGAAGUAAGAGGCUAUCUUUGAUCUAAUGUCCAACCUGGCAUCUGAUUCCGAUUCUGGCUUUAAGCCUUCAAAUCUAUUGCUUGCGGGACUGAAGUUAUCAUGGCUAGGUGGAAGUGAGCAAAAGAGCAGUGGGUGUCUCCUUAAGCUGCAAAGAUUUCUCAUUGACUUUUAUAAAGCAUUUUCACCCUUAUAGUCUAAGACUAUAUAUAUAAAUAUAUAAAUAUACAGUAUAUAUUUUUGGG